Helianthus annuus (common sunflower) is the source of this 552-nucleotide messenger RNA. RefSeq lists its product as uncharacterized. Bases 1 to 552 code for a protein of 183 amino acids. Lineage: Eukaryota; Viridiplantae; Streptophyta; Magnoliopsida; Asterales; Asteraceae. The record is from RefSeq and is a predicted model, not a curated record. The transcript has a single exon.
AUGGGUCAACUUGCAAGUGAUGUGGCAUUAUUAAAGAAAGCAAAAGGUCAAUCACCAAAUGACACGGUGAUAAAUCCCAAGAACACAAAAAGCAUUAAUAUCAAUGUGGUAAGCACCGUUCCUAAUAAUGAAAUUAAUGAAACAUUUUUUACUUCUUCUUGUCAAGUGAGUGCAGGUAUAGGAAGGGAUGCCGAGGUUGAAAUGGACAAGGAGCAUGGAGCACCACUUGUGCCGAUCCGAGUGGGAAAAUUAAAAAUUCCCCAUGCAUUAUUGGAUUAUGGGGCGAGUAUGAGUGUGCUACCAGGUGACUUAUAUGAUAUGUAUGAUUUUGGUCCGCUUCAGGAUGCAGACACCAUGGUGAGUUUGGCGGAUGAAAGUUGGAGGCGUCCACGGGGAAUGGCUAAGAAUGUUAUGAUUCGGUUGGGAGAAUUCGAAUACCCGGUGGAUUUUCUGGUUUUAGAUUAUGCUACUACCAUGAUGGCGUCACAACAAAGGGUGAUUUUGGGUCGACCGUUUCUCUAUACGGCAAAUGCUCAAAUCGAUUGUAGAUAA